Molecule: messenger RNA, 906 nt
Organism: Cordyceps fumosorosea ARSEF 2679
Lineage: Eukaryota; Fungi; Ascomycota; Sordariomycetes; Hypocreales; Cordycipitaceae
Product: UbiE/COQ5 methyltransferase
Exons: 3
Coding region: 1-906 (301 amino acids)
Molecular function (GO): S-adenosylmethionine-dependent methyltransferase activity
Source: RefSeq, a predicted model, not a curated record
AUGUCGGCAGAACCGACCGAGAAGCUUUCCACUAGCCUCCGCGGCGUCUUCGCCAAUGCAGACAAGCACGAAGACACGUGGGUGCGCACGAGCAAGACGGUCAUCGCCAAGCUCGCGGCGCCGCUGCUGCCGCGAAUGGGCCUGACGGCGGACCGCACGGCGCCGGUGACGCUGCUGGACAACGCGGCGGGCGCGGGCGUCAUGGCGCAGGAGGUGAACAAGACACUGCCACGGAUGACACUACAGGCGGGUUCGAUCCUGGCGACGGACCUUUCGGCGGCGCUGGUCACAAUCAUGCAGGACCGCAUCAAAACGGAGGGCUGGAUCAACACGGAGGCUCGUGUUGCCGACGCGCAGGAUAUCAAGCUGCCGGAUAAUACCUAUACUCAUGUUUCCAUCCUGUUGGGUUUACAUAUUAUUCCUGACCCGGAUGCCGCUGUCAAAGAGGCCAUUCGCGUGCUCAAGCCCGGCGGUGUCUUUGGCGCCACCACGUUCCCCACGCACAAGGAGAACAAGUUCUGGUUCGCCGACGUGCAGACGGCCUUUGCGGCGAUGCCCUUUGACGCACCCUUCCCCGAGACGAUGCCCAUGCAGAUGCACGAUUCGGGCCGCUGGUACGAGCCGUCGUGGGUGGCGACGCACCUGGCCGGCCUGGGGCUGCGGGACGUGAACGUGGCGGUGCAGAGCGACUCGUACUACAUCGAGAGCGCGGACCAGUUCAUCGAAAUGUUCGGCAUGAUGCUGGGGUACGUGACCAAGAUGUUCUGGAGCGAGGAGCAGGUGGCGGCGCGCCCGCCGGAGGAGGUCAGGGAGCUGGUGCGCGGGCACCUGGUGGACAAGUACGAAGGCGGGGGCUGGGAGGUCAAGUGGGAUGUCCUGUACAUGACGGGACGAGCGGAUAAGUAG